Prunus mume (Japanese apricot) is the source of this 1014-nucleotide messenger RNA. The record is from RefSeq and is a predicted model, not a curated record. NCBI's taxonomy places the organism in Eukaryota, Viridiplantae, Streptophyta, Magnoliopsida, Rosales, Rosaceae.
AUGGUGAAGCAAAUAUUGGGUAGGCUCAUCCAACUGACUGACCAAUUCACAAAGGCUUUGGACAGGGCCGUUGUGACAUCAAGGGACCACACCUUCAUCCCCCACCAGCUUAAAUCCAAGUCUGAAGAGCUGGCGGGACUUCUCGGCCAACUCAGCUGCUCCAACCUCGGCACCUAUGAUCGCCCCGGCAUCAUCAAGAAGCGGUUCUCCACCUUCAUCCCCGUCACUUGUUUCCUCGAAAUCUCGGCGCAUCUAGACGCUUCAAUCGGGGAUGUGUCUUGGCUGAUCCGUUUCUGGAGGGCCGAGCCCCCGGACGAGGACUUGAGACGGCCUCCAAUGUUAUUGAACGACCCCACUCUGUGGCUUGUUUGGGAAGAGAUUGCAAUUCUUCAUCACCCGGCUGUAUCCGUCCAAGCUCGAUGUAGUGCUGCAGCUUCACUCGGUCAGCUUGCCAGGGACCACGAGAGGUACAUGACGUUGAUCAUCCGGGAGGGUGGAGUGGAAGCCUUGUUGAAAUUGAUGGAGGAGGGUCCAAUGGAAGGCCAAGAGAACGCUGCCAGGACCCUUGGGUGGCUGGGAUGUUCCUGCGAAAUCGUCGAACACCUUCAUGCGGAUAUAUGUAUAGUGUUUGCGAAAAUCCUCAGAGAAGGCUCCUUGAAAGUUCAGGUUGCAGUGGCCAAGGCGGUGUCAAUGCUCUCAUAUCAACACCCCGAAUUGCAAGAUGUUUUUGCGCUGCACGAUGUUGUCCGCUUGCUCAUCGGCCAUCUUGCAUUCGAAACUGUUGAAGUGCAUAGCAGCAAAACCCAUAGCAAUGACAAUGACAAUGCCAAUGCUAAUGAAGACCCAGCCACCAAGGAAAAAAUGAAAGCAAUGGCAGCCAAAGCCCUUUGCAGACUAGCGGAGGGGAACUCAGCCAUUUGCCGCAGCCUCGCAGAUCAACAUCACUAUAUAGUUUCGGUGUGCUCCUGGAAAAGGGUUCCGAAAAUGCUCAACUUUAUUCUGUCCUUGCAUUAA